GCUGCCUUUUUUGACAAGCAGAAAUGUCGUUUAAUAAGGAAUAAGGUUAAUAAAUCAGCCACAAUUUUUUGGUACUCCUUAGGUCUAAUUAAUAAUAGGUUUUUGAGGAUCGUGUUGUUAAGUAGUGACGAAAGUCAAGGACAAGCACCACCAACCAUGGCAACCCUGUUCACCGCAGACGAGGAUAUACCCCAUGUCGUUGAUAUGACCACUAGUGAAAAGGUUGUAGAGCUUCUGAAUCAGGCAGCUCUAAUUGCCACAGAUGAAAAGCUUACGGUUCUCAAACAGGUCCAGGAACUAAUUAUUAACAAGGAUCCUUCCCUACUUGACAAUUUCUUGGAUGAGAUGAUAGCCUUUCAGACUGAUAAGUCCAUUGAAGUAAGAAAGUUCGUCAUUGGCUUCAUUGAGGAAGCUUGUAAAAGGGACAGUGAGCUUUUGCUUAGACUAAUUGCCAACCUGAAUAUGCUGCUGAGGGAUGAAAGUGUUAAUGUGGUGAAGAAAGCCAUCCUCACACUGACUCAGCUUUAUAAAGUCACCCUUCAGUGGUUGGUGCGCUCCAAAAUGGUGACUGAAAUGCAGGAAGCGUGUUGGGACAUGGUGACACAGAUGAAAGGGGAUGUCCUGGCCCUGUUGGACUCUGAAAAUGAUGGUGUGCGCACUCAUGCCAUCAAGUUCACGGAGUCACUCAUAAUCACUUUGUCACCCCGCACACCAGAUUCUGACAUCCCCAAACGUCAAGAGGGUGAUAUCAGCUUGGAUAAAAUACCCAGAGACCACUCCUAUAUUCGCUAUGAUGUCUUGUGCGAUGAAGGAAAGGCCGCACUGGAGCAGCUUCUGAAGUUUAUGGUCCACCCAGCCAUUUCCAGCAUCAACCUGACCACAGCACUGGGCGCUCUUGCCACCAUCGCCCGCCAGAGACCCAUGUUUAUGUCAGAAGUGGUGCAAGCAUAUGAGACGCUGCACGCAAAUCUGCCACCAACUCUUGCCAAGUCUCAGGUCAGCAGUGUGCGUAAGAACCUGAAACUUCACCUGGUGGCGGUUCUGAAGCAUCCCUGUAGCCUGGAGUUUCAGGGUCAAAUCAGCACUCUCCUCCUGGAUCUGGGAAUGCCUCAGAGCGAGAUAACCCGCUCCACUCCACCGCCACGCGACCAACGCAAAAGGUCUCGCCACGAACAAUACACUGAGGGCAAGAAGAUCAAGAUUGAGCCCACCCUGAUGGAAGAUGAUGAAGACAAAGAAGAGCCAGUCCCACUUUCUGUCUCCAAACCAUCCGCUGUGCCAGUGGCACAGUCUGCUAUUGACCUCACAGCUGAGUUCCUGCACCCCCUGCUCACCCCUGAGAAUGUAGCCAACUUGGUGUUAAUCAGCAUGGUGUAUCUACCAGAUGUCAUGCCAGCGUCUUUCCAGGCCACAUACACACCAGUGGAGUCAGCAGGCACCGAUGCCCAAAUUAAACACUUGGCUAGGCUGAUGGCCACACAAAUGACAGCAGCCGGUAUUGGUCCAGGACUUGAGCAGUGCAGAGCUCGGGAGGAAGAUGCUGGCAAAGAUGCGGACCUAGAUGAGGACUCUGCCACCAAGGACCUGCUCAUUAAACGUAAAGUGCCACCUGUGAUCAUGGGCCAAGCUAUCUCUGUAGUGGGAGGCUACGUAGAUAAGCCUCAGGCCACCGAAGCUCCCCUCGUCAAGAGGCUUCCCGAGCCCAUCCUUCCCUCUACACAAACCAAAAUUGCUGGUGCAGUUGGGCGAAAAAAAGUAUUUCGUUUGGCAGAUGUGAUCCAGCCUUUAUCAGAAUCCCAGGUCGAAAAGUUAACCUCCACCACAGUCAAACGCAUCCUACAUUCAGAGAAGGCUAUUGCACAGAGUGGCAUGUCCCAUAUCCGUGUGAAGCUCCUGUCCAGGCUGGUGACGCAGUUCGAAGGGAUGAUGAAAGAGGAUGUGCUGGAGUUCAUUCUUGAGGACAUAAGGACAAGGAGUGAGCUGGCCUUUUCUCUCCUCUACCAAGAGUAUAAUACCUACCUCAGUCAGCUGCCCUCUGGGCUGAUUGACAGCUACGAUCACUGCCUCUACACUCUGCUGUCAGGCCUGCAGGAGAAGCCAGAGCAGCGGGAUGGCCUUUUCACAAAACUGGUUCUGGAGGCCCCCAUAAUAACAGAAUCAGCGCUUGAAGUAAUACGACGUUACUGUGAGGAUGAGUCACGUGUGUAUUUGGGUAUGACGACCCUGAAAGAACUUAUCAUCAAACGUCCCUCAAGACAAUUUCAGUAUCUCCAUGUUCUUCUGGACCUCAGUUCACAUGAAAAGGAAAAGGUGCGCACCACUGCCCUGGCUUUUAUUAAGCGAAUGUAUGAGAAGGACCAGCUGAGGGACUACAUUGAGAAGUUUGCCCUAAACUACAUGCAGCUUCUUGUCCACCCCAACCCCCCAUCUCUUCUGUUUGGGGCUGACAAAGACACAGAGGUGGCUGCCCCGUGGACAGAGGAGACGGUUAGACAGUGUCUCUUUCUCUACCUGUCCCUCCUGCCCCUGAACCACCGGCUAGUCCAUGAGCUGGCCUCUGUGUAUACCGAGGCCAUCGCUGACAUUAAACGCAGUGUGCUCCGAGUUAUAGAGCAGCCAAUCCGUGGAAUGGGAAUGAACUCUCCUGACCUGCUGCUGUUGGUUGAGAAUUGCCCUAAAGGGGCAGAGACUCUAGUCACUCGCUGCCUGCACAUUCUGACUGAUAAAGUGCCUCCAUCUCCAGAGCUGGUGGAACGAGUGCGAGACCUUUACCACAAACGAGUGCCGGAUGUUCGGUUCCUGAUUCCUGUCAUAAAUGGCCUGGAAAAAAAAGAGGUUAUCCUGGCUCUACCCAAGCUGAUCAAGCUCAAUCCUAUUGUGGUGAAGGAGGUGUUCAAUCGGCUCUUGGGAACUCAACACAGUGAGGGAAGUUCAUCAAUGUCUCCCCUAACGCCAGGCGAGCUCCUCAUUGCUUUACAUAAUAUAGACUCUACCAAAUGUGAUAUGAAGUCUAUAAUUAAAGCUACCAACCUGUGCUUUGGGGAAAAGAAUGUGUACACAUCAGAGGUGCUGGCGGUGGUGAUGCAGCAGCUGAUGGAGCAGAGUCCCCUCCCCAUGCUGCUGAUGCGUACCGUCAUCCAGUCCCUCACCAUGUAUCCCCGUCUUGGGGGCUUUGUCAUGAACAUCCUGUCCCGCCUCAUCGUCAAGCAGGUGUGGAAGUAUCCUAAGGUUUGGGAGGGUUUUGUCAAGUGUUGCCAGAGAACCAAGCCUCAGUCAUACAGCGUGCUCCUCCAGCUACCCCCUGCUCAACUAAGCAGUGUGUUUGAGCGGUGCCCAGAGAUGAGAGAGCCUCUUCUACAACACGUCCACUCCUUCACACCUCAUCAGCAAGCCCAUAUACCUGCCUCCAUUAUGACAGUACUAGAAGCUAACAAAAAACAGGAGCCGAAGCCCGUAGAAGCUAUUGUGGAGAGAGAGAUUGAACCAGCGCCUACUUCAGCUGCCCCCAUUGUAGCAGAGAGUAUUCCUGUAGUGUCAACAGAUCCAGAGCUGCCAGUACAGCAGCAGCCAGCCAUUCAGAAAGAUGAGGAGGAUCCCAUGGAGCAAGAAGAAGUGGAUUCAGUGAGUCAGGAGGAAACUGGCCACACUGUUUCCCAGGUAACUUCUCAGGUGGAGUCGCCAGAUGUGGAGGAUACCUCAUCACCUCAAGCAGAAAUGGCUGAGGAACCAAUGGAGACCUCGCAUCCUGAAGCAUCAGACUUAAAUGAACCAAUUGAAGAUGACGACACCGCAGUAGAACCUGAGGCUGGAAGUGGCACUGAAGACGCAGAAUAAGUCUGCUCAACAGGAAAGACAAAUGCACUCAAAAUGUUAACUGCUAAACGUGUUUUUGCCAGUGAAAUGACUGGACUAGUUUAGCAAAUUUCCUUGUUAAGCGAUUUGCUGUCGUUUUUGUAUUUGUAGGAAAUAUAAAGAUUAUGUAUUUUGAGGUUAGAAAUGUCAUGCUUUGUAUACAAAAGCAUUCCUUCAUUUCACUGAGUAUGCAAAUCAAUAAAAGACUGUCUCUUUAAG
Molecule: messenger RNA, 4071 nt
Organism: Lampris incognitus (smalleye Pacific opah)
Lineage: Eukaryota; Metazoa; Chordata; Actinopteri; Lampriformes; Lampridae
Gene: sympk
Product: symplekin
Exons: 27
Coding region: 157-3834 (1225 amino acids)
Cellular component (GO): mRNA cleavage and polyadenylation specificity factor complex
Source: RefSeq, a predicted model, not a curated record